ACAUUUGUGGUUAACUAGAAACUCUUAAAGUCCUUUUCACCUAGCUAAGUAUAGUAUCCAGUUUAUCCAAUUUUAAUGAAUCUGCAGUUUACACGACGUAUAUUUACGCCGUGCACAUGGAUAUUUAAUAAUUUUAAGUACCACCCUGCCUAAUAUCACUAACGCUGGAGGGAACGACCCGCUCCUUAUGUAGCUAAGUAUGUUAUGACGGCAGUGCGAAUUGUUGGCUGUGGCAGCAGGUAACGUUAGCCAGUCUGCUAACUUCUGUCGUGGGAAAUUGAACUUCGUUAACGAUACUCAACCAGUUACUUUUCUGAAAAGACGUAGAUCAACAAACCAGAAAUGAGUUCGCAAAUCCGACAAAACUUUCACCAGGACUGCGAGGCUGCCAUUAACAGACAGAUAAAUCUGGAGCUCUAUGCCUCUUAUGUUUAUCUCUCUAUGGCAUACUAUUUUGAUAGGGAUGAUAAAUCUCUAUCAAAUUUUGUAAAGUUCUUUCAUGCACAGUCCAAAGAGGAGCACGAACAUGCAGAGAAAUUGAUGAGUCUGCAGAACAAGCGGGGAGGCAGAAUUUUUCUGCAGGACAUCAGGAAACCUGAUAGAGAUGAGUGGGGGAGCAGCCUGGAGGCUUUGGAGUGUUGCUUGCAGCUGGAGAAAAGUGUAAACCAAUCCCUGCUGGACCUGCAGAAAAUGGCGACUGAACACAAUGAUCCCCAUUUGUGUGACUUCAUAGAAACACAUUUUCUGGAUGAGCAGGUCAAAUCUGUCAAACAGCUCGCUGACUGGAUAUCCAACCUGCGUCAGAUGGGAGCCCCUCAGAGCGCCAUGGCUGAGUACCUCUUUGACAAACACACCAUGGCUGACCAAGGCAGUUAAAAUACACUUUGACACUGAUGAUCAUCCUGGUCAAUGCUGCAUGCCACCCUGUCCCUGCAUGUAAUAGAGAUAAGGCUGCUUAUUUAGUUAGUUGUUAGCUGUCAAUCAACUGCAAAAUUUACAAAAGGCAUAGAUGGCUCUCUAAACUGAACUACUGCAGACCACACUUCAUGUUACACACCAGAUUACAAUGGAUCUAAUGUUGAUGUUUUAUAGAAUUAAUGACUGUGAAAACAUUAAUACAUGCCAGUUAUAUGUUCAUACUUCCUGAUAUUUUACUGGUUGUUUCUGUGUAUUUGGAGUUUACAAAGUGUGGUGGCUAAAACACUACAAUUUAAUGUCUGAGCUGAACUUUAAAGUGCUUUUUUUUUUUAAAUAUUUGCUUCUCUUUGAGCAAUAAGUAUAUGGCGGCUGGACUGUGCCGAUGUAAUAUUUCAAUGCUUUUAAUACAAAUUACAAUUACAUGAAAAUUUGUAAUUCAGUUUGUACUAUCUGUGUAUGUUAUUAUAAAAAAUAGAUUUGCAAAAUAAUUAGACAUGUUUACUUUAAGGUACUUCAUUCUACACCUUUAACAUAUGAUCCACAUUUGUCUCCUGAUUAAGCAUUUGCAUCUUCUUCUCAUAGUGAUACCUAAUUACCAUAUUCUCAUAUAAUAUUUGUACACUAUUGUUCCUGCAAAGACUAUGUUAUUGAGGAUAUUUAAAGGGGUGGGAGUCCUGAAAAUUGAAGCUGGCCAUCAUUUUACCUGCUGCUGAUUCUGUGUUGUACUUAUUUUAUUGGUAGACACAUUAGUAAAUGUAAUAAUCCACCAUUUAAAAAACAAUUAUUGAUAAAUAACUACCAGGGAUAAAAUUAGAAUAACACACUUAACAUUCCACUUAACCCUCCAUGUUUUUUGUUAUUUUACAUUUUUAAAUGCAUCAGAUUUGAGUUGCAUCCCUCAUAUUUAUGAGUUAACUACAUACUGUAUAGUGACUGUGUAAGAUGACUGUAGUUGCUUUAAAUUAAAGUUAUCUGAACGCACUGAUUUGGACAAGCAGAUGAAAUCCA
This is a messenger RNA of Perca fluviatilis (European perch), 1926 nucleotides long. It is a transcript of the gene fth1b, whose product is annotated as ferritin, heavy polypeptide 1b. Gene Ontology annotation, cellular component: cytoplasm. Gene Ontology annotation, biological process: intracellular iron ion homeostasis; iron ion transport. Gene Ontology annotation, molecular function: ferrous iron binding; ferric iron binding. The record is from RefSeq and is a predicted model, not a curated record. Lineage: Eukaryota; Metazoa; Chordata; Actinopteri; Perciformes; Percidae. The transcript is spliced from 5 exons. Bases 343 to 876 code for a protein of 177 amino acids.